GAAGUGCAUAAAAAUGUAUUGUGCUGAAUGAUGGAACAGCAAACAGUUAAGAAAGAUCAUAGAAGAGUUUACAAAAUAAAAUUGAGGCGAUCAAAAGCAAAUGCAAGAGAAAGAAAUAGAAUGCACGGAUUGAAUGCAGCACUGGACAGACUGAGAAGUCACGUACCGAUCUAUUUAACGCACUCAGACAGCAAUUCAGUACCGCAAAAACUCUCAAAAAUAGAGACACUUCGACUGGCACGAAACUAUAUAUUGGCACUUACUCAAACUCUACAAGAAGAAAGACCCAUGGAAAUGUCUAGAUUCAUCAAUAUUUUGAGUUCUGAGUUGAGUCAGACAACAUCUAAUUUGUUAACAAGUAGUUUUUUGAGUAGAAAUGGAUACAGAUUACCUCAUUACACUCAUUACUAUCAAAAUGAUUUUGAAACCUUCAAAUACAAUCCAUCCGAUUGCUCUAAAUAUAACGGGUCACAAGGAGUUCACGAUGAGAGCUAUGGUCAUUUUUGGGAAAAUUAUAUGUCAACGAAUUACGGAUACAAACAUGAAACUAGUCACAACUUCAAAUAUUGGAAUAUCUAUAGUAAUAACGUUACAAUACAAAAUGGAAAUGAUUAUAAUCGUAUUUAUACAAAUAAUAAAAACUUUUAUUUCACUCAAUGAAUAUGAUACAAAAUCAUUUAAAUUUACCACUAGAUAAUAUUUCUCCCGUCCAUGUAGUAGUAAUAUAAAAGUUCUGUCCAAAAUAUUCAGAUGCUAUACGUUUUGAAACAACUACUUGAUGGAUUAUGAAAUUCGUAAUGGUAUGCCUUUUCAAGUGUCAUGGCCCUUUUGUGAGAAGAGGAUCUAAAAUUCAUAAAUCGUUGUGAAUUAGCUGCAAAAUAUUAAUAAUCCUACACAUCACCAUCAUCAAUUAUAUCAUACAUCGUGGAAAUGUAUUUCAAUAGGAUGUCAUAUGUUAAAAAAUCACUAAAAUGUAUGAAAAACUUCGAUACACCACUUUUUGAAUGGGUUUCUAGUAGUCCUGCUCAUUAUAUAACCUGACAGUAAUAUAAAAAUCUUGACAUAAGAUGACAGAACAAAUUUUUGUUAAGUAUUUUUGUAAUGCAUAAAAACUGUUGUACUUUUAGUGUGAAAAUUUUAGUUUCAUUGCAAUGUAUCCAAAAUGUAAAACAGGUAUACUAUGACCGCAAUAUUUCUAUGCUUUCAUAUUUCAUAAGGAACCAUUAUACUUAUAUGAUUUAAUUGCUAAUUUUAGGAUCAAAAUUUGGUAUUCCUAAGCGUGCAAUAAUAAAACCCGCAUCAUCUGUAAGUAAUACCUC
This is a messenger RNA of Diorhabda sublineata, 1319 nucleotides long. Its product is annotated as neurogenic differentiation factor 1-like. The transcript is spliced from 3 exons. The record is from RefSeq and is a predicted model, not a curated record. Bases 28 to 660 code for a protein of 210 amino acids. Lineage: Eukaryota; Metazoa; Arthropoda; Insecta; Coleoptera; Chrysomelidae. Gene Ontology annotation, molecular function: protein dimerization activity.